Molecule: messenger RNA, 696 nt
Organism: Lucilia cuprina (Australian sheep blowfly)
Lineage: Eukaryota; Metazoa; Arthropoda; Insecta; Diptera; Calliphoridae
Product: fer-1-like protein 6
Exons: 4
Coding region: 1-462 (153 amino acids)
Biological process (GO): plasma membrane organization
Source: RefSeq, a predicted model, not a curated record
AUGGUAUCACCCUUGAUAUUUGAGCAAGAAAAUGGAGCUGGUGUCAUUAAUUCUUCUGCACUAAAUGGUGAUAAUAUAGCAGGUCAACAAUUUAUGAGAGGUAAUAAUGACAUUUUAACAGCUACAACCACGCCAGGAGCUGAAAGUGGACAAUCAAAUCAAUCCAGUGAUCUAGAAGAAUUACAACACUUUGAUCAAGGAAAAAUGAUCAAACAAAUGACACGUACAGCAGAUCAUUUAAAAUCACAAGAUUUUCAAGUUUGUAUAACAAUUAUAGAAGCACGUCAACUGCCUGGUUUAAAUAUGGAUCCAGUGGUUUGCAUACAAGUGGGAGAUCAAAAGAAAUAUACCAGUGUUAAGGAGAGUACAAAUUGUCCUUAUUACAACGAAUAUUUUGUUUUUGAUUUUCAUAUGCCUCCGGUGAUGUUGUUUGAUAAAAUUAUUACUUUGUCGGUAAGUUAGAGAUUAAAUCUAUGUAAAUACAUAUUAUAAUAAUUAGUUAUCAUUAUGAUUUGUUGAUUCUUAUAAAUAAAUAUAAACACGCAUUUGUUUAAGGUAAAAUGAUAAAUUAUUAUAUUUAUAUUUAUUCAUAACUGGUCAUUAAGGUGUCAGUCAGGGUGUGUUUCUUUCUAUUUGGUAUGAAUAAUAUGAAACGACAGGUGUUGAACAAAAGAGUGCUUAGAAAAUUUUUAAUGA